UAGUGUGAUUUGUAUUAAAGAUUGAGAUAAAAAAGCAUACUCAAAACUAUCUUAGUUUGUUGGGAGUUGAGGGAUAUGGAAAAAUGGGUCUUAAGUAUUUUCACAUGUAGUUUCCACCAAGUCCAACUCAUACCCUCACUUCCCCUUAUAAGUGUUCCAUUUCUUGAUUCUCCUCCAUUAAGCUGAGGUUCCAAAAAACAAAAACCCAUCUCUCUCUUUCUCUUUCUCUUUCUCUUUGUCAAAUGGAUAUUCUCACUUUCUUCUUUGCCUUUCCCUUCUUCUACAUCCUCUUCAUGAUUUGGAAAUAUUUUGACCAAAAACGAGAUCAAGAGUGCUACAUUUUGGAUUAUCAAUGCUACAAGCCAACGGACGACAGAAAGCUAAACACAGCUUUCAGUGGGGAGAUCAUAAGGAGGACCAAGAAUCUGGGUCUCCGGGAAUACCAAUUCCUCCUGAAAGCAAUCGUCAGCUCUGGCAUUGGGGAGCAAACUUACGGGCCGAGGAUCAUGUUCUCCGGUCGAGAAAAUUGUCCAACAUUGUUAGAUGGGAUCUCGGAGAUGGAGGAGUUUUUCUAUGACAGCAUUGGGAAACUUCUUUCCAGGUCAGGCAUUUCUCCCUCGGAAAUCGAUGUUCUCGUGGUCAACAUCUCGAUGUUGGCAUCAGUUCCUUCCUUAUCAGCGAGGAUUAUAAACCUUUACAAGAUGAGGGAGGACAUCAAGGUCUACAACCUCACUGGAAUGGGUUGCAGUGCUAGUCUCAUUUCAGUUGAUAUCGUCAACAACAUUUUCAAAUCCCACAAGAAUCUAUACGCCCUCGUCAUCACCUCCGAAUCUCUAAGCCCGAAUUGGUAUUCGGGAAAUGACAGAUCGAUGAUCCUCGCUAACUGUUUGUUCAGGUCCGGCGGUUGCGCCAUCCUUUUGACUAACAAAAGGUCUCUUAGAAACUCCUCCAUGUUCAAGCUCAAGUGUCUCGUUCGGACACACCACGGAGCCAGAGACGAAUCCUACAAUUGCUGCUUACAAACCGAAGACGGAGAAGGAAAGCUAGGGUUUCAUCUCGGGAAGACACUUCCCAAGGCAGCUACAAGGGCUUUUGUCGAUAACCUUAGGGUUAUAUCGCCCAAGAUCUUGCCUGUGAGAGAGCUUCUCAGGUUCAUGGCCGUGACACUUUACCGGAAAUUUAUCCAGCCGAGCACCAGCAAAGGAGGGCCGCUGAAAUCCGCCGUGAACUUCAAAACCGGAGUGGAUCAUUUCUGCAUCCACACCGGAGGGAAAGCGGUGAUCGACGGCAUCGGAAUUAGCUUGGAUCUUGACGCUUAUGAUCUCGAACCGGCGAGGAUGACGCUUCACCGGUUCGGUAACACGUCGGCGAGUAGCCUGUGGUAUGUGUUAGGUUACAUGGAAGCUAAGAAGAGGUUGAAGAAAGGAGACAGAGUGUUCAUGAUUAGCUUUGGUGCUGGCUUUAAAUGCAACAGCUGUUUGUGGGAGGUAGUGAGAGACUUGGGAGAAGGAGAUGGAAAUGUGUGGAACGAUGAUAUUAAUGACUACCCACCACAGUCAUUGGCUAACCCUUUUAUUGAGAAAUAUGGAUGGAUUCAACAAGAAGAUCCAAACACAUUCAAAGUUCCAGAUGACUAUCGCUGCAUCUAAAUAUAUAUAUAUAUGGGUAAAGAAAUUUUUAUUUAUCAUGGUCAUGAUCUCUCUUUUCUAAUUUUUACUUUUCAGAAGAAAAAGGAAAAAGAAAAAAAAGUUUUUUUUUUUUUUUUUUUACAUCACUGUAUUUUGAUUAUUUUUCUGUAUACUAUAAGGUUCUUCUUAUUAUUGUUAAAUCCCUUUGGUGGAUUUCGUAACCCCAAUAAGGUUUGCAGCUUCCAAUAGGAUGAAAGAAUUGAAAGGCUAGCUAGCAUCCUUUUGGAAAGCUCUAUAUAUAUAUAUAUAUAUUCAUUUUAUAUUUUUUUUCCUUUUGUUUUUCAGAUUGGUAAUUGUACUUCUUUACUUCUUUGUUUGAUUGGGGGGAAAAUUAUGAAAAGCUUUGUACUUUUUAGUUUCGGCUCUUUAUAAAUAAAACUGUUUAAUAAAACACAUUGUGGCGAUAUGCAACA
This is a messenger RNA of Ziziphus jujuba (common jujube), 2101 nucleotides long. RefSeq names its product 3-ketoacyl-CoA synthase 12-like. The transcript has a single exon. Gene Ontology annotation, molecular function: acyltransferase activity, transferring groups other than amino-acyl groups. The record is from RefSeq and is a predicted model, not a curated record. NCBI's taxonomy places the organism in Eukaryota, Viridiplantae, Streptophyta, Magnoliopsida, Rosales, Rhamnaceae. Gene Ontology annotation, biological process: fatty acid biosynthetic process. Gene Ontology annotation, cellular component: membrane. The coding region runs from base 243 to 1649 and encodes 468 amino acids.